UACUAAUUAUAUAUACCAGCUGAUAAAUCAAAAUCAAUACAGGUUUUUUUGCAUUUGUUGGGCUAAAAUGGCUUUAUCAUCUUGUGCUACUGGUUACUCUAAUCCUCCUUUCUGUCUACGAAAUGGCAUGGUUUCUUCAGUCCCAAAGUGUCAGGUGCGGAUUAAUCAUCGAAUUGGGUUGUCAUUUUUGCCUAAAACGAGUCUCCCGGCCCGAAAGAACCCUUCCAAUCUGCGAGUCUUCUGCCUCCGUCAUACCUCAGCAGUUGUUACAGGCAAGUCAUGGGAGAAACUAGUUUUGAAUAGUGAUACCCCAGUACUUGUCGAGUUUUAUGCCAGUUGGUGUGGCCCCUGCCGGAUGGUCCAUCGUGUGAUUGAUGAGAUUGCAAUGGAUUAUGCCGGGAGAUUAAAAUGCUUUGUACUCAAUGCAGACAGUGAUUUGCAAGUUGCUGAGAAUUAUGAUAUUAAGGCUGUGCCAGUGGUCUUGCUGUUUAAAAAUGGUGUAAAACUUGAAUCCAUCAUUGGUACCAUGCCCAAGGAGUUCUACAUUGCUGCCAUCGAAAGGGCGUUAGCUUCAUAAUCGUGUUAAAAUAUUGAACAGUUGAUCAAAUUUUUUGACCUGACAUUUGAUCCUCCAGCUGAUGCUCUAACUACUUCUGAAGUUGGAAAAGCUUUCUAGUCCCGGUUUCUUGAAUAUAUGCCAAUGUACAGCAAUUUAAUGUUGAAUGUAUUUGAAAAUGUUGAUUGAAUUUGGUGUCUGUUUCUGAUACUUACAAUGUGUAAAGGAACUACUUUUGCCAAGUUGGUCCCUUUACCCUCGUCUUCUAUUCCCAAUUUUCCAUGCUCUACAAUAUCUGAAUGGGAUGAAUUUGGUGUUAAAGGAUUAGUAACCAAAUGAAUUGGGUUGAA
Molecule: messenger RNA, 906 nt
Organism: Olea europaea var. sylvestris
Lineage: Eukaryota; Viridiplantae; Streptophyta; Magnoliopsida; Lamiales; Oleaceae
Product: thioredoxin M3, chloroplastic-like
Exons: 2
Coding region: 68-577 (169 amino acids)
Cellular component (GO): cytoplasm
Molecular function (GO): oxidoreductase activity, acting on a sulfur group of donors, disulfide as acceptor
Source: RefSeq, a predicted model, not a curated record